AUGGCUCGCCCCGAAGUGAAGCGGAGACGUCUGAGUCCUCCCGACGAUGUCGAGGAUCAAUCUUCGCGCUCAAAAGCUGACGACGAGUGGGAUGUCGAGCAAGACUACGAACGCCGCCCGCGCAAAACCACCAAGAAAGCCGGUGAACGCACCCGAUUGCCGAUCAAGACCUCUGAAGGCUUUGUUCAGGCUGAUGACGAGCCCGAGGACCAGGGCGAGGAAACCGACAGCUUUUUGGGCACCGACGAUGACGAGGAUGAGGAGGGUUCCGGCGAUGAAGACGAGGAGGAAUCCGAGGAGGAAAAGCCCAAGAUUCCCGUGAAGGUCCAGAUCAUGCAGGCCAAGGAGGACCUAGCGAAGAUGGCAACCUUGAUCAAUGAGGAUCCCGAGGAGCACAUCUCUCUUUUCAAGACCAUGGCCGAGCUGGUGUCAAAGAAGGAUUCACCUGUUACGGUUAAGAAGCUUGCCCUGGCUUCCCAGGCGGCUGUCUACAAGGAUGUCAUUCCCGGAUAUCGCAUUCGCCCCUUGUCCGAGGAGGAUACAUCUGGCAAGGUGUCAAAGGAGGUGCGCAGGCUCCGUGAUUUCGAGCAAGGGCUUGUCUCCGGAUACCGCGCCUAUGUGCAGAAGCUUGGUACCCUCACAAAGCCGUCCAAGGCAGAUGGCCCCACCGAUGCUGGCCUGAAGACUGUUGCGAUUAGCUGCGCUUGCAGUAUGCUUCUAGCUGUUCCUCAUUUCAAUUUCCGCGGAGAGCUGGUCAAGAUUCUGGUCAACCGGCUUGCACGGAGAACGGUCGAUGCCGACUACGUCAAGUGCCGUGACACCCUCGAAGAAAUCUUCGCCAAGGACAACGAUGGCACUGUCUCUCUGGAAGCUGUCCGCCUGCUUGCAAAGAUGAUGAAGGCCAGAGACUUCCACAUUCACGAGUCCCUCCUAGACACAUUCCUUCACCUUCGCCUGCUCGGUGAGCUACACAUCAAGGCUUCACAAGACCGCGUGGAGAAGGAGGAAGAAGACACCGGUUUCAACGGAAAGAAGAAACAGAAGCGCGAGUUCCGUACAAAGCGUGAGCGCAAGGUGCAGAAGGAACGGAAGGAGGUCGAGAAGGAUAUGCGACAAGCCGAUGCAGUGGUUUCAACCGAACAAAGGGACAAGAAUCAGGCCGAAACACUAAAACUCGUCUUCGGUCUCUACUUCCGCAUUCUCAAGCUCCGCCAUCCCACCCUGAUGGGCCCCGUUCUGGAAGGUCUAGCCAAAUACGCUCACCUAAUCAACCAAGAUUUCUUCGGUGACUUGCUGGAGGCAUUGAAAGACCUAAUCUCUCACGCUGAGCGUGAAGAAAUGGGUGUGGAAGGCGAUGAAAACACAAUCCAAGAAGAGGAAGAAGACGAUGGAGAGAGCAACAUCUCCAUCGCAGAAAACACCGCCCGCGAUGCCCGUCGCCGAACUCUCCUCUGCACAGUGACAGCUUUCGCCCUGCUUCAAGGCCAAGACGCUAGCAAAGCAGCCUCAUCCCUCCAUCUCGACUUAAGCUUCUUCGUCAAGCACCUCUACCGCUCCCUCUACUCCCUCUCCAUGAACCCAGACGUCGAAUUCAACCCUGAAAAGGCCCUUCGCCUCCCAGACCCCAAUUCCGCAUCGGAGAAUCAGCUCGCCCAAUCCCGCUCCAAGAACAAGGUCAAUUUCCAGACCCCAAUGGUCCUUCUCCUCCGUUGUCUCCAGCCAACGCUGUUGUCCCGCGCACACGGAAACCCGCCCCCAGUCCGUCUUGCCAGUUUUUCCAAGCGUCUUAUGACAACCUCCCUUCAGUUGCCUGAGAAGUCUGCGCUUGCUACGUUAGCGCUUAUGAAUCAGGUAUCGAAACACCAUGGCCGUCGUAUUUCGUCGCUGUGGCAUACCGAGGAGCGGAAGGGUGAUGGUGUUUUCAAUGCCUUUGCUAACGAUGUUGAGGCUACCAAUGUUUAUGCUGGCUCUGUGUGGGAGGGUGAGUUGUUGCGUGUGCAUUAUUGUCCGCAGGUGCGUGAGGCGGCGAUAGACAUUGAGAAGAUGAUGUCUUCUUCCAAGUAA
Molecule: messenger RNA, 2064 nt
Organism: Penicillium antarcticum
Lineage: Eukaryota; Fungi; Ascomycota; Eurotiomycetes; Eurotiales; Aspergillaceae
Product: nuclear export protein Noc3
Exons: 1
Coding region: 1-2064 (687 amino acids)
Biological process (GO): DNA replication initiation
Cellular component (GO): nucleolus
Molecular function (GO): chromatin binding
Source: RefSeq, a predicted model, not a curated record